Messenger RNA from Erigeron canadensis, 907 nucleotides. RefSeq names its product mediator of RNA polymerase II transcription subunit 9. The coding region runs from base 158 to 676 and encodes 172 amino acids. The transcript has 5 exons. NCBI's taxonomy places the organism in Eukaryota, Viridiplantae, Streptophyta, Magnoliopsida, Asterales, Asteraceae. The record is from RefSeq and is a predicted model, not a curated record. Gene Ontology annotation, cellular component: mediator complex.
AUUGAAUUAUACUAGUGUACAACAUAGUAUAUCUUUUUGACAGAAUUGUUUUGUGGUAUGAGUGUGGGGUUCUAGUUACAAACCCUAAAAAGGUCAUAAAAUUGGGGGAGCCUUCGAAACUGGAAUAGGAAUAAUAGUUAACAAAGAAAAGAGAGAAAUGGAUCAAUUUGGGGGAGGAAGCUGGAACAUGAUUCCAACAACAAUCAGCAAUCCUACGACACCCCCACCGCCAUCAACAUCUUCUACUUCCAAUCAACAAGACCAUCAUCCCCCCCUUUAUCUUCAGCAGCAACAACAACAACAAUUUCAUCAACAAUUCCAGCAACAACCGCAACAGCAGCUGCAACGUUAUCCGAUUUCACAACAACAACAGCAGACUUCACAAUCACUUGCUUCACACUUCCACCUCCAAAACUUGGUGGAGAAUUUAGCUGAUGCCAUUGACAACGGAACUCGUGAUCAGCAUUUCGAUACCCUCGUAACUGAAUUGGGCAACCACUUUGAGAAAUGUCAGCAGCUGUUGAAUACUAUUUCCGGUUCUAUUGCCUCCAAAGCUGCGACGGUGGAGGGACAAAAACACAGAGUUGAAGAAGCUGAACAAAUGCUAAAUCAAAGAAGGGACCUAGUUGCAAAGUACAAAAAUUCUGUUGAAGAACUUACCAAGUCUGAUCUGUAAUCAUUUGUCCAAGAAUCUAGACUUAGAAUCUCUUCGUUCUUAAUAGUUGGUUCAACUCGUUCAAAUGCUGUUAGCUGAAGUCAGAGCGAUAAACUAAGAACACAGAUUUAGUUUUCUUUUUAUUAGGGUUUCUUUUGUAUAAACUUUUGCAUCCAGUAUGGCAUGAAAUGCCGCAGUUAAAACAAAUGUAUCUCUAUAUAUAGCAUGAAUUUAUUUAAACUGUUCUACCAA